Messenger RNA from Colletotrichum higginsianum IMI 349063, 870 nucleotides. RefSeq lists its product as uncharacterized. NCBI's taxonomy places the organism in Eukaryota, Fungi, Ascomycota, Sordariomycetes, Glomerellales, Glomerellaceae. Bases 1 to 870 code for a protein of 289 amino acids. The record is from RefSeq and is a predicted model, not a curated record. The transcript has a single exon.
AUGGGCAAGCCCACCGAAGCUGGGGCUGAAGCUACCCUCGAGAGCAGCAUUCCGCCGCCUCCUUACGCACCGAGCGAUGCCGCCACAGCUUCAUCGAGUUCCGCAGCCCAACUUGGCUUCUCUCCAGCCUCAGAGAGUGCCAACGUCUCUACUAGCUCGUCUCUUUCUCUGCACCACCCGAUCCCCCAUUCUCUGAGCGCAUACAUGCAGCUGAAGCUUACUCGCACCAUUCAUGUCGGCGACAGUACGAACCACAAGCUGUACGCCCUGUCGUCCCAUUUCAUCGCUGCCGGCGGCACGUACGACGGAAAACCGUGCCUAGUUCUCCACAAUGGUCCCGACGACAAGGAUGCCGCUUUGGCAACCAUCAGCGAAGAGCCGAGCUGGACGCUCGCUUCGACGGCCAGCAUCAUCACACUACCACCGCUGAACUCCCCAGCUGGUGCAGCCGCCACGCCGCAAGGGAUAUCAAACGGUGUGACGGAGAUAAUGCGCCCGGGCAUCUUCGACAACGAGGUCACCUUCGGCUUCCGGUUCUCUGUUGAGGUGGAACACGGUGGCUUGCUCCGUCGCGAGGACUUUGAAUGGCAGAAAGCGGACAAGGAUCAAAUGGCGGACGCCAAGGCCGUCUACAAGCUUGUGCGACUCAAGUCGCGGACAAACCAGGUGGGCGAAGCCGAGAGCAGUCGGGACACGCCUGAUGUCGUUGCCAUUGCUGGGUUCAAGGGCUCCUUGUCAUGGAAGAAGCCCUUCAGGUUCGAGUUUCUGGGAGACGGCGCGACUGGUGGCUUGGGAGACCGGUGGUCUGUCAUGGCGCUCGUUACGGCGAUACGACUAUGGCUCCUUCACCUUCAAGGCAGAAUACGUUGA